GCUCAGCUUCUUCAAAAGUCGACUGCUUUACUACUUUCCUUGUCAAAGCGGAAAAGGCAGAGCAUGGUGAUACUUUCAUCAUGAUAGUGUGGCAAGGCACACGAUCGAGUCGAUGGCACCGCUGGAAAUCUUGCGUAGAUGUUCAAUGACUUUAUCGGACAUUCUACAAACGAUGGAAACUUGGAGCAUUAUCGAAAAUUGGAUCAGGGAUUGUACUGAAAAUCACCGCGACUGCAACCCUGUGUCGUUGAAAGAAGGAAAAACCCAGCAAAAGCUCGCAGUAGAGUCUUUGAGAGAUAUUUCGGAAACACAUCGACGAGCAUUACCUUCCCGGCUUCUGAAACUCGAAGUGAUCGACCAACGGAGAACUUUCCGCUUAGUUACAAAGCAAGAGAUUGUGACGCAAACCAGCUAUGCAACACUCAGUCAUUGCUGGGGAACCAAGCCCUGGGAUAGACAGCUGAUAUUGAAUGAAGCCAAUUUGGCGACCUUGUCGGCUUCACAACCCAUAGCUAUUCUACCAAAGACUUUUCGCGAGGCCUUCAUCGUGCUGGAGAAGCUUCAGCUUGAGUACCUCUGGAUCGACCGCUUCUGCAUAUUUCAAGACUCUGAAGAGGACUGGCUUGUAGAGGCUUCAGAUAUGCAUAACGUCUAUGCAAACUCCUUCAUUUGUAUCUCAGCACUAGGCGCCGAACAUGAUGACGGGGGGCUUUUCUUCUCCCGUGAUCCGCUAGCUGUCAGCAUUCCAGUGGUUAAUAUCCCUAUCGGAGAGUCAGACGAGCCCGUGCCCCACGCUGGCGAGCAGGACACGGCUUUCAUCAGAGACGCAGACUUCAAAUCUGCUGUGCUGUCGAAGCGGGGCUGGGUUCUUCAAGAAAGGAUUCUGGCUCCUCGUGUUCUUCACUUUGGAAAGAGUCAGGUCUUUUGGGAGUGCAAAACUUUCGUCUGCUCCGAAGCUCAGCCAAAGUUUGACAAGUGGAAGAGCGUCCCUGUUUUCCUCGAUCAUCCCAAUUACAAGCGCCGGACUGUGUGGAAGACUAUUAUUGGAUCUGAACCCCCGAGCUUUGAGAACCCGAUUGACUGCAUCUUCAUCGAGUGGUACCGUCUUCUUAAUUAUUACAAUCAAUGUCAUCUCACCAAGAGUAAAGACAAGCUCGUGGCAAUAUCGGCCAUUUCGAAAGACAUGAAGAAGCAUCUCAUCUAUCUAGGCGAGUCGGCGAUCUAUCUCGGCGGUCUCUGGAGAUCAAGGAUGCCGCGUAACUUGCUAUGGCAGGUCUUCAAGCCGGCGAACCGACCGCAGCGAUACCGAGCUCCGUCUUGGUGCUGGGCCUCUGUCGAUAAUGCAUCUUCAUUCUCGUCCCAUGAGUCUUAUUCGAAUUACUCAAAGCCUCAUCGGGUGUUAGUGUCUAUCAUUGAGGCAUCAACAACUCCCCUAACAUCGGACGACACCGGGCAACUACAAGGCGGUAGCUUAAUCCUCAAGUGCCGGUUGUUAAGAGCCAUACUUGCUAGCGGGCCCCAUGGGGGACGUGUCGGUGCUGAGAGGCUUGAGACUAUUGAAGGAACCCAUGUUCAUCGCCAACGGGCGGAUUGGGUUGGGUACCUUCCCGUGAGGUUCGACACAUUUGAGGACGAAUGCUGCGGCCCCGUUUUGUUCGUGCCCAUUCAGGUUGAAGAGCUCGAUGAGACAGGUGGAGCUGACGCAAGUCGUAUUCGCGGAAUCUACUAUGGUCUGAUUCUUAAAAAGUCUAAGGCUAGGUACCGGAGAAUCGGCAAACUACGAUACGAUGUCUAUGAGCCUAAGUUGAUGUCAUGGUUUGACGAACUUGAUGUUCCGUGGGGAGAUAUUACCAUCGAAUAGCACGCGUCAAUCCUAUAGAUAUGAGUUCAUUGAUAUAAAAAUGGGGCCAGCA
This is a messenger RNA of Colletotrichum acutatum, 1913 nucleotides long. RefSeq names its product heterokaryon incompatibility protein-domain-containing protein. The transcript has 2 exons. The record is from RefSeq and is a predicted model, not a curated record. Bases 113 to 1861 code for a protein of 582 amino acids. Lineage: Eukaryota; Fungi; Ascomycota; Sordariomycetes; Glomerellales; Glomerellaceae.